AUGGCAGAGGAGGCGUUGGCGGCAGUGACUGGUUUCUUGCACAAGCUUUUAACCGGACGGUGGUUAAUGUUAUUUGCAUCACUAAUAAUCAUGGCAAUGAACGGAUCAGGCUACAUGUUCGGCCUCUACUCCAACCACAUCAAAUCUGUUUUUGGCUAUGAUCAAUCGACUCUUAAUUUGAUCAGUUUUUUUAAGGACUUGGGUGCCAAUCUUGGGGUGGUUUCCGGCCUCCUUUACGAGGUGGCACCACCGUGGCUGGUUCUCUCGGUUGGCGCCAUCCUUAACUUCUUCGGUUACUUCAUGUUAUGGUUGGCGGUUUCUGGCCGUACCGCUGCGCCGGGGUUGAGGUUGAUGUGUGUUUACAUGAGCGUUGCUGCUAACUCAUUGUCUUUUGGUAAUACGGCGGCUUUGGUUACUUGUCUUCGCAACUUUCCUCUUCAUCGUGGUUGUCUUCUUGGCCUUCUCAAAGGGUACAUAGGUUUAAGUGGUGCAAUAAUGACACAACUUUACCAUGCCAUGUAUGGAGAGGACAACCCAGAAGGCCUUAUUUUGAUGAUUGCUUGGCUCCCAUCAGCCAUUUCAUUAGCUUCCCUUCCAUUCAUUCGACUUAUAAACUCCAACAACAACCAAAGAAAUGACCUCAAACCAUUCUAUAACCUUCUUUACAUAUCCCUCGCCCUUGCUGCUUCUCUUCUUGCCAUUAUUAUCCCUCAAACUAAAACUCACUUCUCUAAAACUGACUACAUUGCUGUUGCUUCUCCCAUCGUUCUCUUUCUCCUCCUCCCGCUUGCCGUCGUCGUAAACCAAGAACUCACCCUCCACAAUCACCCACCUCCAAUAACGUCAAUACUAGUACAAUCACCGUCACCACAGCUAACAACGAUGUCAAGGAGUAGUAACUGGUACAAAAACAUCUUCACGGGGCGACCAAUGCUCGGAGACGACCACACCAUCUUGCAAGCGAUUUUGAGUGUGGAUAUGGCAAUUCUAUUUGUGGUGACGACGUGCGGUGUUGGCGGAGCACUGACGGUGGUUGACAACGUUGCACAAAUAGGUGCUUCGUUAGACUAUCCAACACGUAGCAUUUCGAGUUUCGUGUCACUAAUGAGCAUUUGGAACUUCCUAGGACGUGUAAUGGCAGGUUACGUAUCUGAAUUUCUUUUGAUCAAGUACCGACUCCCUCGGCCGUUGAUGCUCACAUUUGUAAUACUACUAUCUUGCAUUGGCCACAUUAUGAUUGCGUUUGGAGUACCAAACUCUCUUUAUUUUGCAUCCAUCAUCACUGGAUUCUGCUUGGGAGCGCAACUUCCAUUAACGGCCACAAUCAUAUCUGAUCUCUUUGGAUUGAAACAUUAUUCGACGUUGUACAAUGUGGGAUCAGUGUCAAGCCCAGUUGGGUCUUACAUUUUCAAUGUUAGAUUGGCGGGUAGGAUUUAUGAUAGAGAGGGGGAAAGGCAAAGGAAUGUGAUGAGAAAUGUGUGUAAAGGAGUGAGGUGUUAUAGGGUUAGUUUUAUAAUAAUCAUAGGGGCUUGUGUUUUUGGUAGUUUGGUUUCGGUUAUUUUGGUGCUUAGGACAAGAAAUUUUUACAAAGAUGACAUAUAUGCAAGGUUUAGAAAGGGAGAAGAAAUUAAAUCACCACUACAAGACACUACCACUACUACUACUACUUUUUCCCUCUCACAUCUACAAGUUGCUACAAUGAAACCUUUGAAAUGUAUCACUUUUACUUCCUAA
Molecule: messenger RNA, 1734 nt
Organism: Cucumis sativus (cucumber)
Lineage: Eukaryota; Viridiplantae; Streptophyta; Magnoliopsida; Cucurbitales; Cucurbitaceae
Product: protein NUCLEAR FUSION DEFECTIVE 4
Exons: 2
Coding region: 1-1734 (577 amino acids)
Biological process (GO): transmembrane transport
Cellular component (GO): membrane
Molecular function (GO): transmembrane transporter activity
Source: RefSeq, a predicted model, not a curated record